Molecule: messenger RNA, 558 nt
Organism: Protopolystoma xenopodis
Lineage: Eukaryota; Metazoa; Platyhelminthes; Monogenea; Polystomatidea; Polystomatidae
Source: the annotation of a GenBank genome assembly
AUGCAUGGUGUGUACAGUCUAAAUGAAUACCAUCGUAGCCGGCACUUGGUGUCUCGCAAUCCAAUCGGCAUCCUCACGGAAGAGGGUGAAUUCCAGCUUUUCCGUCACAGACUUCGUGUGCUGGUACAUCUGGAGGCACCGUAUGUGAUGGCGCGUCCGCUUCGGUCAACUGCACCUACAUACGAUCUAGCAGAGACGUCUGGACCGGAAAGCAGUGCGACGAAACGAAAAGGAGAAAGAGAGGAAAUCAAGGAAAAGGUUGACGAAGAAGAUGGUGAAGCAAAGACGUUGGACAGUGAAGUUAUGGAGAAGAGAAAGAUCAAAGAAAAAGAGAAGCAGAAGAGUCAACAGAGUGGUCGAGAGGGGUGGGAUAGAGAAAGAAGAAGUCCGAGAGGCUGGGAGGAAGUCGUGGCGGGCGUGGCGGAGGCCCAUAGGCAUCAUGGGGGAGAGGCAGAAGUUGGCGACUGCCUUUUCGACUACGGACUACCAUGUAGAGUAAAGGUGGGUGGUUCGUGCUUUUCAUGUUUUCUUGUAUUUAUAUUUAGUAUGUAUGAAUAA